Echinostoma caproni is the source of this 582-nucleotide messenger RNA. The record is from the annotation of a GenBank genome assembly. NCBI's taxonomy places the organism in Eukaryota, Metazoa, Platyhelminthes, Trematoda, Plagiorchiida, Echinostomatidae.
AUGAUGGCUCCGGACAGGAGUGCCGGCGUCACAUUUCCCGGCCUUAGAGGUAAUGUUCUCGAGGCUUUGGAAACGGGAGAUAUAUUGCAAGAAUGCCGUGUAGUCAGCUCAAAACCGGCCGAGUAUCGCUAUCAGUGGUUAGGACCCGAUGGAAAUCCAAUCUCUAAUACUGCUUUUCUACAAAAGGACUACGUCCUUCGACCACAAGACGAGGGCAUUUACACGUGUUUGGCCACUCCAACUCAGAAUGGCUUACUGCCCGUGGAAAGCAGUCUCAUUGUGACUAUUACGCCUCUUCGAUUCACCAUCAACACUGUGGCUGAGGAUCUGAAAGUGGGUGGAUUCACUCGCCGCCGAAUCAGUCUGAUACCGCCUAACGGAGCACACUUGAACACUCGUGAGACGUUCACUUAUCAAUGGCUCAGCCCGGACGGAGCACCGAUUCCGCAAGGAACCGGACCAGACAUGCACGUGACGUUCCGCAGUCCUCAGGAUUUCGGUCGGUACUAUGUUCAAGUUCGCGGAUUGAAUUCCGGCUAUAAACGUGAUUUGAUCAGUUACAUCACGCUGGAUGGUGAGUAG